Mirounga angustirostris (Northern elephant seal) is the source of this 814-nucleotide messenger RNA. RefSeq names its product crystallin gamma S (gene CRYGS). Lineage: Eukaryota; Metazoa; Chordata; Mammalia; Carnivora; Phocidae. Gene Ontology annotation, biological process: visual perception; lens development in camera-type eye. The record is from RefSeq and is a predicted model, not a curated record. The coding region runs from base 129 to 719 and encodes 196 amino acids. Gene Ontology annotation, molecular function: structural constituent of eye lens. The transcript has 5 exons.
GUGGUUGAUUAAUACGGGACAUCGCCAACAGCUGGACAGUCUUGUGCCCCCUGCCGCAGGCUCCAAACAAGCAGCAGGAUAAGACUUCUACAUGGAAACACUGGGGCCUGCAAACAGGAGGAUGAUGAAUGGAAGAUGCUAUUCCGGAUUCCAGCACUGGGGAAACCAAUCUAUGCACCAAAAUGUCUAAGUCUGGAAACAAGAUUACUUUCUAUGAGGACAAGCACUUUCAAGGCCGCCACUAUGACUGUGACUGCGACUGUGCAGAUUUCCACAUGUACCUGAGUCGCUGCAACUCCAUUCGAGUGGAGGGAGGCACCUGGGCUGUGUAUGAAAGGCCCAACUUCGCGGGCUACAUGUACAUCCUACCUCGGGGCGAGUACCCUGAGUACCAGCACUGGAUGGGCCUCAAUGAUCGCCUCAGCUCUUGCCGAGCUGUUCACCUGUCUAGUGGAGGCCAGUAUAAGAUUCAGAUCUUUGAGAAAGGAGAUUUUAAUGGUCAGAUGUACGAAACCACUGAAGAUUGCCCUUCUAUCAUGGAGCAAUUUCACAUGAGAGAGGUCCACUCCAGUAAGGUGCUGGACGGCGUCUGGAUUUUCUACGAGCUACCCAACUACCGUGGCAGGCAGUACCUUCUGGACAAGAAGGAGUACCGGAAGCCCAUCGAUUGGGGUGCAGCUUCCCCAGCCGUGCAGUCUUUCCGCCGCAUUGUGGAGUAAUGACGUGGAUGGGGCCACAGGCUUCUCCCUCGGGGCCACAUGCUGGCUAGCCUUGUCAUCCAAGUAGGCAUCAUAAAUAAAACAAUUGGCAUGCA